GCCGCGCGGCCGUGUGACAGGCGGGGCGGCCGCUGCCCCCGCCGGGCGGGGAACCUGCACGGCGGCGCUCGGCAGCAUCAUCCGCGGCUGCGGGGCUGACACACGCCUCCAUCCUCCUCUCUCCCGGCAGCCGCUCACACGCGCCUCGCCGCGGGCGGAGCGGAGCGAGGGGCGCCGCGGCAGACAAAGCAAAGAUGGCAGGGAUCCUCGCCUGGUUCUGGAACGAGCGGUUCUGGCUGCCGCACAACGUCACCUGGGCGGACCUGCAGAGCACGGAGGAAGCCACUUUUCCACAGGCGGAGGACCUCUACCUCGCCUUCCCCCUGGCCUUCUGCAUCUUCAUGAUCCGGCUGCUCUUCGAAAGGUUCAUUGCUAAACCAUGUGCCUUAGGCCUUAAAGUCCAAGCCAAUGGACCACAGAAAGCUCAACCUAAUGCUAUCCUGGAAAAGGUUUUCACAGCUAUUACAAAGCAUCCAGAUGAGAAGAGGUUGGAAGGCCUCUCCAAGCAGCUGGACUGGGAUGUACGCAGCAUUCAACGUUGGUUUCGACAAAGACGCAACCAGGAAAAACCCAGCACCCUUAGGAAGUUCUGUGAGAGCAUGUGGAGAUUUACAUUUUACCUUUAUAUAUUUACCUAUGGAGUACGGUUCCUGAAAAAGACACCCUGGCUCUGGAAUACCAGGCAGUGCUGGAGCGGGUAUCCAUAUCAGCCACUGAUGCCUGACCUUCAUUACUACUACAUGGUUGAAUUGUCAUUCUACUGGUCCUUAAUGUUUUCUCAAUUUAUUGAUGUCAAAAGAAAGGAUUUUGGAAUCAUGUUUACACAUCACAUUGUAGCAGUCACCUUGAUUACCUUCUCAUAUGUAACCAAUUUGACACGAGUGGGAACCUUGAUCUUAUGUCUCCAUGACGUGGCUGAUAUUGUCCUAGAGGCUGCAAAAAUGGCAAACUAUUGCAAGUGUCAAAAACUGAGUGACCUUCUGUUCCUUACAUUUGCUGUUGUCUUCAUUGUCAGUAGGCUUGGCAUAUAUCCCUUAUGGAUAUUAAAUACGACGUUGUUUGAACUGUAUGAAGCUCUGGGAAAUUUUCCUGCCUUAUGGGUCCUCAAUGUACUGCUUAUAGUUCUUCAAAUUCUGCACUGUUUUUGGUCUUACUUAAUCAUAAAGGCAGCCUACAGAGCUAUUUCAAAGGGCAAGACUGGGAAGUGGAACCCCUUGCACGUAGCAAAGGAUGCCCGAAGUGAUGUUGAGUCAAGCUCAGAUGAGGAAGAAACAGUACCUCGCUCAAAGGUCCCGCACAGCACUGUCACCACGAACGGGACCAGUGGUGCCAAUGGGACAAACGGGUAUCUUACUGCUGCCACUUCCUCAGAGGAGCAUUAAUCCUGCAGUUCAAUCAUGAGACACGAACAGAAUGAACUGUUUGCUACUGGAAGUAAAUUAUAAGUUGUGAAUGCGGUUUAUUCAUGUAUUUCAGCAUCAGAAAAAAUUAGGAGUAUCAAAGCAUUCUGAUAGCGCACUGCCAUAUUUCUUGUUUGUGAAUGAAGACAGCACACCAUUCUGUAUAAGUAGGCAUGCUGUAUGUGUAUGUAACUGACACAAUGGGAGCAGUAUUUUCACUUGUACUGUCCGAAAUAUUAUUUAUUUUUUAUUCUUUUGGGAACUUCUGGACAAAAGGGAAUAUCCAUUCUCAAACUUCGUGUCUUGGAUUCUCAGUAAUGGAGAGCAUCAUGCUCAGAUCUCUUCUGUCCAUCCCUGUUGCUUUUGCUGAAUCUGCUAUAAGUAAUAGUUGCUUGGUUUGUUACUUACAGUAAGAUAGAACAUAGCUUUAUAGAUUUUAGAUCUGCUUCAGAUAUUUUUGCUAUCUUUGUGUUUUAAAAUACUGGUUUUGAAAUUGCUUAUCAAAUCACAGUUACUGUUCCUCCAAAAUAAUUUGGGAAAAAAAAAUGUGGCAAUUGUGGGAUAUUAUUUUAGCGUAAUUCAAAAUUCAAUUUGGUGGUUAAUUGCAUUAGAAGUAGACUUGAUUUUUUGUGCAAAUACCCAGAAGCAUUGUUGUCAGCACUUAGGAUAAAUUCAUUCUUACCUUUUUUUUGGCCUUUCAAUUUUUGACCUCUACAGAUUUUAGUUUUUUGCAAAGAUUCCAUGUAAAAAGGUGUUUCUUCAAAUGCACCAUUCUGAAUCCAGACUUAACUCCUGAAACUGUUCUUGCAUGUUCACCUGAUUGAGAGCAGAGGUAUAAUGGAAAAAACAGCAGAUGAAAAGUUCAUUUCUUCCUUGGACACAGGUCAGUCUAGGUAUUGUUCUCAAAAUUAUUGCCACUUCUUUGGCAGGGUGAAAAGAAAGAAGGCAGAAGGUCAUACAUUACUAGAAUUAGUUUAUUUUAAAUGUGUGAAAACUUGAGCAAAAUUCACUUCACGUGAUCUACAGUAAUCUUUGAAUGCUCAGCAGUAUUUCAUCACCUCUACAAAUAAAAUUAGGGGGCGUCUGUAAAAUAUUUUUGCAUUCCUUUUUCAUCCAAGAUUUACAAAUAGUGUCCCAAAGAAGACAAAGUAACACCCUAAGUAAACAUCUUUUUGAGCAUUAUAUGCGUACUUCUUCCAGUCUCUAGAUCAAAGUUUGAUGCUAAGGAUCAUACAGCUCUUGCAGGACACUCUUCUGUGAUUUGUAACAGCAGUGCCAAAAGUAGGCAGGGCUCUUGGGUAACAGACUCUAUGCAACCUAUUGUUCAACAGUAUUGUGUGGGCACACAGAACCAAUGUGCUUAUAGACCAAAGACUUACAUACAUGUACACAUACACAUAUAUAUAUGUGUGUGUAUGUAUAUAUACACAUAUACAUUCACACAUACAUAUAUAUAUAAGCUACAAAAAUAAAGGAAGGAAAAAACCAGGAAAAAAAAUCUUAAGCAUGUCUUCUAUAUACAAAGGGAUUGGAGUGCUGUGUUCAGCUGGAAACUUGAGACGAGGUAAUUUCUGAUUCCUUCCACCUAUGCAAAUAGUAAAAUAUAAAUGGUUUCUGACACCAUAAAACAUGUUUAAAGACAAUUUUAUACAGACUUCAUUGAAGAAAGUUGUGCUGUCACUUCUUUCUUUUGAAAACAGAUUUGUCCUAUUCUACUGAUCACUCUUGAAAACUUCUAAAACUUCUAUUAUCUAUAGAAACUCCUGUGUGUUAGGAAAAAAAGAGGUCUGUGUAUUAGGAAGGAAGUGUGCUAAAAGCAAGGUUGGAAUGGCAUCAGUGGAAACAGUACCUCAACUUAGUAAAUAAUAAAGGCAAGAAAACUCAUAAAUUGUAAAUCAGAAAAGAUCUGUCAGUUCUACUACCCACAGAACAUCUUUUGAAAAAGCCAGAUUACCCUGUAAUCCAGCAGCUGCAUAGUUUAUAUGUCCAUGAGUACAUCUGAGGGAGCAAGGGAGCCUUACUUAAAUCUUCUUCUCCCCAGAAAGUUUCUCUGCCUCUAAUUUUUUUCAUCUGUCUCCUGUGCAUUUGAUUUCUUAGUUAUCUGCAAGGCAGGUUAUGGAUAUCAAAAUAUGCUGAUUUCAAUAGAAAGUAUCUUAUCCAUGGUGUUUGCAGCUGUGUAGUAAUUACUGUAAAAAUGAUGCCAAGAUUUUAAAAUAAAAACAUCCUGGGAUAUAUUAAAUUAAGAUUAUAAUUUGUGAAAUCUGACCUGCUAAAAUGGUAAUGGACAAUAUCAGUUUAAAUACACCUCUUUCAUGGUAUUGAUUACUACCUCCACUGAACCAUUUCCCUUCUGCAAAAUGGUUAAAAAAAUGUCAUUCUGGCAAAGUAUUUUAUCUUACAUGAGAACAGAGUGUUGCUCUGAACUGUCAGCAUGCACAACAUAGACCACAUGCUGCAAUGGUGAUGAUACCAGGGCAUAGAGAAAUCCCCAACAACAAUCUCUGUGCCAGAGGCCUUUAGUUCCUGUUGGUCCUCUUCAGCAAUGCUCUGUAAUGUUCAUUCAGAUGUAGGGUCAAGGCUACAACCCUUGACAUGAUUUACCAUCGUUACAUAUGCUGUUAGGGUAUCAUAGAAUCAUAGAAUGUUAAGGGUUGGAAGGGACGUUGAAGAUCAUCUAGUCCCAACCCCCCUGCCAUGAGCAGGGACACUUCACACUAGACCAGGUUGCUCAAGAUCUUAUCUAACCUGGCCUUGAACACUGCCAGGGUUGGGGCAUCCACAGCUUCCCUGGACAAGUUGUUCAGUAUCUUACCACUCCUGAAGUAAAGAAUUUCUUUCUAAUAGCUAACCUAAACUUUACUCCUCUUUGUUCCAAUCCUCUUAUCAACUUCAUGGCCCUUUUCUGGAUGUGCUCCAACAGUUCCAUGUCCUUCUUAUGUUGGGGACACCAGACCUGGCUGCAGUACUCUGGGUGGAAUCUCUUGAGAGCAGAGGCACAGAAUCCCCUCCCCUGCCCUGCUGUCCACUCUCCUGUGGAUGCAGGCCAGGAUACAUUUGGCUUUCUGGGCUGCGAGUGCACACUGAUGGCUCAUGUUGAGUUUUUCAUCAACCAUCACCCCCAAGUUUCUCCACAGGGUUACUCUAAAUCACUUCUACAUCCAACCUGUAGGAGUGCCUGGGACUGGUACAACCCAGGAAUAGGACUUUGCACUUGGCUUGCUUGAACUUUAUGAGGUUUCCAUCAACCCUCCUCUCAAGCCUGUCAAGGUCCCUUGAUCCCUUACUGUUAAAAGGUGCAUCUGGGAUUUAAACUUCCUUUAAAGUUUAAGUUGCAUCUGUGAUAUGCUAAAGCAUGUAUGCAGUUAUCUUGGUUCAGCUAGCACCCAAUGACAUAGUUCUUCUUUAAAAUCUUGGCUUUAUGGAGUCUGUUCUUAGCAGUCUAGGAUAAACUUCAUACAGAUAUGUCUGGAAAGUAAGUUAGGUAAGAGAUUCAAAUGACAUGUUUGGGGAAAUAGGCUAAGAGGAAGCCUUAAGAACUUCAGCAACCUUUGCUAAACAAUGAUCUUUCAGGUUUAUCAUAAAAAUUAUCAAUUCAUACUUUUUUUCUGUCUCUAGCAGGAAGGACCAAGUGAUUUAAUGAUCAGACAUGGCAGUGUGCUUUAAUUCAUCAUUUUAACUAAUGGGUGCAAAAACUUUGGCUUCAUCUUCCACUCUGCAGAGAAAAUGCCAUGCAAUUGUUUCCUCUUUCAUUUGAACUUGUUUGUUUUUCUGAUGAAGAGCUUUGCAAGGUGCAUUUGGAGGUCAUCAAGUAUUUAGAGGUUAAUUACACAUAUUUAGAAUAUUCACUGAAAUUAUUCGCAUGGUUCAUGGUAAAUGUGAGACCUUAAAAGGUUCUGUAUAUUCACACUUUUUGUAGAAUUGUCAUUUAGUAAUUCUAGAAAUGAGAGUUUGUACUCUAUAACCUCUGUCUUUGAGUUCUAUGCUCCUUGUUUAUAGUACAGUACAUGACACAGUGGUUGAGAUGUCAAAGUAGAAAAAUGAGGAAAUUAGAGUUUAUUAGUAAAUAGUAAAAAUUUGUCUUCUCUCCUAGACAGCCCAGAUUAUGGUAAAAUAAGAUUCAGGUUUCUCUUUGUGUACCGUUUCCUAUAUUGGCAUAUUUUGUAUCAAAAGAAGAAUACAUGGUAGGUUGUUGGUUUUGUUUGGUUGUUUUUCAUAAAGAAAAACAGAGCAGAAAAUGGUAAAAAUACCUGAUCAAAAAACAAGGGUGGACAUUGGAGUGUUUUGGGUUUUGAUCAAUGUUAAGUAGUGCUAGUUUUAAAAUACCAAAGUGCCCCAUGCUGUUUCCUUGUUGCCCUUUUGUAGUUUUUUCUAUCUGUUAUUUAAUGAUUCCAGCAGAAUUGGUACAGGUGUCACAGCUUCUUAUCUCCUGACUCAGCCUGUGACCAUUCUGUGACCGUGUGAUUGCCAAUGCCAAAUGCUUUUUCUGAGACCCAAGUACAUGCACUAAAGCUUUGCUUAAAGUUAAGUGAUUCUUGUCUUAAAUCUGUACCUGAUUCAGGUGAAAAUCACUUUCUGGUUCUGAACAGGACAUGAGGGUGAAAGCCAUGACCCUGCAGCACAUGUCACUGAUGAUCAAUGCUGGUUGAUUGAGACACUCUGUGUUUUACAGAGUGCUCUAGUAGGAAGCCUAAUGCCCAUGUCAUUCAUUUUCUCAUUACCACAGCCUUCUGCAUCUCAGAGGAAUAUGGGCUACCAUUGGUUUUAUACAGCUGAUGCUUUGGUAUUUUUUUAAUCUCUUUGCUACAACUCAUUUUUGUAUGUCUCCUAUUGUCUACUUCCUGUGACAUUUGUGGGAGAGGAGUAUUAAAUACUUUUUACCCUUCCUGUAAUGUAGACUCUCUUAGGCCUAACUUCAAUGUUCUGCAAACUACAGUUGCCUUUAAAUCAUGAAGCAAAACCAGUUUGUAUUACUUGUUUUGACUGGUUUUGAUUUGGAACAGAGACCUAAUGGGAACUUCAGUAAGACAAUAUUAUUAUUUUUUCUCUUUUCUUUUAAAAAGCUCUAGUGGAGGUUUGGAAAGGUGGUGUACAUGUAUUGCCUUUAAAGAUUUCUGAUUGUAGUUGCAAUGAAAACACAGUGUUUGAGUGUGUCUCUACAGAAUUCUCAAUCUUUGAAAUUUCUUUCAAUUAAAAAACUGAGGAAAUACCAUGAAAGUGGUAUUCAUUUGGGAGUCAUGUCAGUGAUCACACAUGACAGACAAAAGGCAAGAAAUACUGUCUUACAUGAGUUUAAAUGGGUGCAACAAAACACAUUUUCUGGCUUCUGCUGAGCUUCAACUUUUUUCUGUUCUGGGGUUUAACUUUACACAAGCUCUCAUACCAUACUGUGCAUGUUGACUGCUGCAAGUCAGAGUGAGGCAGUUGACACAUUUUCACCUGUGUUUUCAUGACAAUCCUGUGCUUGGGCAACUCUUUCAGAAAUGUGGUGAUGUGUAGGAACUCCACUGUUCUGGAUACAGUGAUGCACUAGCUAGAAGUCCUUUCAAUGUUUAGCUAUUGUGUGGAACUUUGGGAGUUAUUUUGUCUUUUAUUUGACUGGGUUUGGGGUUUUUUCUAAUACAGAGAACAAUUAUUCCUCAUAAAAUCUCUGGAACAAACCAGUAUUGUGGGCUAUUUUAAUUUGGAGACACUUUCAUAAUAAACAUAAGUAUUAGAAAUGUAGUUUUUGUUUUCUUAUUUUUUCUAUGAGAAACAGACAAUGUUUUCCUUGGUCUGCACUACUCUU
Oenanthe melanoleuca is the source of this 7185-nucleotide messenger RNA. RefSeq names its product ceramide synthase 6 (gene CERS6). The record is from RefSeq and is a predicted model, not a curated record. Bases 195 to 1382 code for a protein of 395 amino acids. Gene Ontology annotation, molecular function: DNA binding; sphingosine N-acyltransferase activity. Gene Ontology annotation, cellular component: membrane. NCBI's taxonomy places the organism in Eukaryota, Metazoa, Chordata, Aves, Passeriformes, Muscicapidae. Gene Ontology annotation, biological process: ceramide biosynthetic process. The transcript is spliced from 11 exons.